CAUUAUUCAAUUCUAAUGAAUUUUAUAAAGAAGGGAAAGGUGAAAGAAAUAAAUGCUGAUGCUCCACACCUUGGCAUGAUGAUUGAUUGAUUUAUUUAUAAAGAAACUAAAAACAAGAAACCAGAACCAGAACCAGAUUUCUUUCUUUUCUUGGGUAAAGGAUUUCUUUCUUUUCUUUGCCUUUUGCCUUUUUGAUCUUUACCAAUAUCAACCCAAACAAAAAAAUCUCAUUUUAAUUAUUUCCCACUUCAAGAUUCAUCCUCAAUUUCAGUUUUUUAAAUCACCCAUCUGUUUGGUUUGAUCUUUAUGCUCAUUUCAAGAAUCUUGAAUUGGAAUGCUUUGAUCAGGUUAGAGAUCAAUGUUUUGGGUACAAGAUGAUAUCCGAAAAUUUAGUGGGUGAAGCAUCACUUCAUCAAGAACUCGAGGUUUUAAGUGUAUCGAAACGCUUAGUUAGAAGCCUAAGCCAGAAGAUAAAAAGAAAGAACCAUGAAGAUGAGCCAAACGGGAUUUCGCUGAGGUGUCCAGCUCUAUACACUCGUGGCGGCGGCUGCAAAGUUGGUGCAACCACCGGUGAUGAGUUUGGUGAAAUCGGUUGUCGAAGGCGUUCUGCAAGUUCCAUCGAAGAUGGAAAAGGGUAUAAGCCCGUAUGCGGGCCUGAGGAUACGAAUGUAGAUUGCUUUUCACAUGGGUUAAAAGAAAGGUUCCGGAGGAGAAGUAUUCGGAAAGCUCCGGAAGUCGAAGGCGUACAUGUGUUUUUACCGGAUGAUAUUGUGGAGAUGUGUUUGGUUCGACUCCCGUUGACUAGUCUUAUGAAAGCCCGUUUAGUAUGCAAAAAAUGGAGGUUUUUGACCACAACGCCUCGGUUUAUGCAAAUGAGGCGUAACAGGCUCUAUCAGAGCCCGUGGUUGUUUCUUUUCGGGGCGGUUAAAUCUGGUUUUUGCUCACACGAAAUACACGCGUUUGAUGUUUCAUCAAACAAAUGGCAUACAAUCAGUUCAGAAGUUAUUAAAGGCCGGUUCAUGUUUUCAGUAGUUAGUAUUCAGGAAAAUGUCUACAUUGUUGGGGGUUGUUCUAGUUUAACCAAUUUCGGUAAACUGGACCGAAGUUCGGUUAAGACCCACAAAGGCGUUUUGGUGUUUAGCCCGUUAACAAACUUGUGGCAUAAGGUUGCGUCCAUGAAACACGCGAGGUCAAAACCAGUUCUUGGUGUAUGUGAAGUCAACUCCGAUAGUUUGACCAUCAAAACUCAACAUACUCGACAAGAUCGACGUUUGGUCAGAACACGAAUCAAUGGAAUAUCCGACGUAUAUGAGGACCCACAUAGGCUUUCGGUUAGGCGUCAACUAAGAUACCCUUUCGAUGAACCCGAGGUUACGUUGAGACCAAAAAACGAAAACCCAAGUGGGAAAGACUCUAGAAGGUUCUUAAUUAUCGCUGUAGGCGGUGUCGGAUCGUGGGACGAACCGUUAGAUUCUUGUGAAGUUUACGAUUCUUCGUCCAAUAAAUGGACCGAAGUCCAAAGAUUACCGGUUGAUUUCGGGGUUGUGUGUUCGACCACCUUUUGUAACGGGUUGUUUUACGCGUACUCAGAAAGCGACAAUCUUGCAGCGUAUGACAUCGAAAGGGGUUAUUGGUUUAGAAUCCAAACAACCACAUUACCACCCCGUGUGCACGAGUACUACCCGACGAUUAUUUCGUGUGAGAAUCGGUUGUUUAUGGUGUCGGUUUCUUGGUGCGAAGGGGAUGGCCAAAUCGGGAGAAGAAACAAAGCGGUUAGAAAACUAUGGGAGCUUGAUCUUGUUUAUCUUAACUGGGAAGAACUGUCCACACAUCCAGAUGCACCUAUGGAUUGGAACACAACAUUUGUUGGUGACAAAAAUAUGAUUUUUGGGGUUGAAAUGUUCAAGAUUUUUGGGCAGGUGUUGGAUUUUUUGACAAUGUUUGAUGUUUCUGGUGGAUCAAAGAAUUGGGUUCAUGUUUCAAGAAAUCAAGUGGCUCAUGAGUUGGAUGCGAGUUCGUGUGCGACGAAAAUGAUGGCGGUUUUGCGUUUGUGACACGCAAAUCGAGGAGCUCAUGAGUUGGAUAAAUCUAGUGUGAUGUGUAUGGGCGGAACUAGAGAGGGUUUGUUGGUGAUCCUGUUUUCUUAGCAAGGGUAUGGUGUUAUCGUUUUCUUUUAGUUUAACCGUAUAAAUUGUUGUCACGACAAAAAGAAUUAUCAUAGGCUUAUAGCAUGAUAUAAUGAACAUUCUAUUUGUUGUUUGAUUUGAUAUUAACCCAAGUUGUGAAGUCAAAUUUCUGAAUUG
Helianthus annuus (common sunflower) is the source of this 2303-nucleotide messenger RNA. Its product is annotated as F-box/kelch-repeat protein At5g42360. The coding region runs from base 375 to 2054 and encodes 559 amino acids. The transcript has 2 exons. Gene Ontology annotation, cellular component: SCF ubiquitin ligase complex. Lineage: Eukaryota; Viridiplantae; Streptophyta; Magnoliopsida; Asterales; Asteraceae. The record is from RefSeq and is a predicted model, not a curated record. Gene Ontology annotation, molecular function: protein binding.